UAAACCCUAGCCUCUCUUAAGGUGAAAAAUAGUUGCUCACUGCCGAAAACUCAAUCCAAAAGCCUCAGACUGUUGAAAGAACAAAAAAAAAUGGCGAAAUCCCUGAGGUCGAAGAAAGAGAAAAGGCUUCGGGCAAUUCGAAGAGAGAUUGUUGAACCCUUUUACGAGAAGAAAGAUGUUGCCAAACAAGCUGCUCAAGAAGCCGCUUUUUCUGCCCCUAAACUUGCCGUUCGCAACACCAAUAACACCUCCUCUAAUCUUACCAUGGAUAUUGAUAUGAAUAGUCAAGGUACGGGGCUCCUAAAACCUGUUGGUAAGAAGAUGAAAAAGAAAUUGAAGAUUGGUAAAGGGAAGAAACGCGGCAAGGGCAAGAUCAGAAAGACGCACAUUUAAGAAGUAUGUCAAUUUUAAUGGUUUAAUUUUGUUAUCAAAACCUAACUCGCUGACCCUCGUUCAAAUUACAGUACUGUUUGGUGGAAUUCAAAGCCAUGUUCUUAUUUUAUUAUGUAGCUAGUUUCUUUGAUUUCGUUCUUAGUGAUUUCCUCUAUCUGUUAUGAAAGACUUGAGAACAAUUAGGUAUAGCUAAAAAAAAUGAUAAUAGUAGUUUGAUGCUAUGUGAGUUUUGUUUCAAGCAAUAUUGUGAUUGAAAAUUUCAAGGCUUUAGUAUCGGAUAGGUAUGUUAAUUUUGAUUUAAAGACCAAUGUAAUUUUUUAAUUUUGUUUUAACCUUUUUAAGAAAAGGAAUAGUUAGGUUUAAGCAUUGAGAAGACGUGGAUAAGCUCAACCGAUGAUGAAUGAAUAGAGCUGAAGAUCAAUGGUUUUUAAAACCUGCCAGAAUGGCAUGUAUGUACUGUUGUAGCUUGUAAGAAACAAUAUUGGUCGUUUUACUCGUUUAAAACUUGGUUAAAAAUAGAACAUCAUAUUUCUGUUA
This is a messenger RNA of Chenopodium quinoa (quinoa), 930 nucleotides long. RefSeq lists its product as uncharacterized. The coding region runs from base 91 to 393 and encodes 100 amino acids. The transcript is spliced from 2 exons. The record is from RefSeq and is a predicted model, not a curated record. Lineage: Eukaryota; Viridiplantae; Streptophyta; Magnoliopsida; Caryophyllales; Amaranthaceae.